This is a messenger RNA of Penaeus vannamei (Pacific white shrimp), 668 nucleotides long. RefSeq names its product 14 kDa phosphohistidine phosphatase. Lineage: Eukaryota; Metazoa; Arthropoda; Malacostraca; Decapoda; Penaeidae. Gene Ontology annotation, cellular component: cytosol. Gene Ontology annotation, biological process: peptidyl-histidine dephosphorylation. Gene Ontology annotation, molecular function: protein histidine phosphatase activity. The record is from RefSeq and is a predicted model, not a curated record.
AGAAAAUGUAAAAUCAGUCUCGCCGGCAAAAUCAAAUAACCCGGCGGUCUGAGGGAGUGAUGUUUGGGUUGCUUUCGAGGCCGCUGUUGACUCGGGUCCCGGCACGUCGUCUUGCUGCUUCCUUAAGAUUGUGCCAGAUAUCAACAAAGAUGACCUCCGCCAAAUUGGAUCAGGUAGAAGAUGUGGACAUCGACACAGGUCGCUUCAAGUAUAUUUUGAUCAAAGUUCAUGACUCCCCAGAAGGAGGACCCGAGGUCACCAAGCAUAUCGUGAGAGGGUACUGUUCAGCAGGUUUCCAUGCUGAUGUGUAUGACAAGGUUGUGCCUGGAAUUGAAGCCAAGGGACUGGAUUGCGAGUGUGUUGGAGGAGGUCGCAUUCUGCACGAGCCAGACAAUAAAAGCAUUGAAGUUUUUGGCUAUUCUCAAGGUUAUGGAAAGGCAGAUCAUUCAGUAUCUGUUGAACUGCUGAAAAAGAAAUACCCAGACUAUGCCAAAAUUACUUUUUCCAAUGAUGGUUAUUAGUAGGAUAGUUUUCUGGAUUAUUUCUUCAGUGUAUUGAAUAGAUGUUGAAAAAUGUACCUUCAUUUGCCACCAAAUGUUUAAGUAUUGAAAAAUUGUUUUUCAACCAAAAAAUGUACCAGUGAUGGUGAAUAAAUGUUUGAAAUUUUA